AUGUCGCCUAUAGUUGGUCCACAGUCCGAAAUUAAAAGAAGAGAUAAAUAUGAAUGUCUGGUAGAGGAGACGUACACGACGGAGCCAGUUUCUAGACCAUUUAUCAGAAAAUUAACAGAUCUAAGUAGUUCUAGCGAUUGCGAAUGCGAUCAGCAGUUACAGUUUUUACAACUCCGAACACCAGACAGAUGCUUCAAGAUAGUGCUCUGUGGGGAUUCUGGGGUGGGAAAGUCAAGUUUCCUUGAAAGAUUCUGCCAAAAUACCUUUAACGAGAAAACACAAGUUACCAUAGAGAUAGGUUUUCAAAUGAAAUCUCUAGUAAUCGACAGCACGGUGAUCUCGUUACAGAUCUGGGACACCGCAGGCCAAGAGAGAUUUCGCAGCCUACCACAUUCGUAUUUCCGUAAAGCCGAUGGCGUCGUCUUACUCUAUGACAUAACGUGUGAGAAGUCUUUCCAAUCGGUCACUAGUUGGCUAGUCAAUAUUCAGGAGGUUGAUAUUGAUCAAAGCGCUGUCAUUAUUUUAAUUGGGAAUAAAGAAGACCUUGCGACCACUCAGAGGGUAAUAUCGACGGAAUGUGGGAAACGAUUGGCUGAAGACUGUGGUGCCUUUUUCAUAGAAACGAGUGCUAAAACUGGACACAAUAUAUUUGAAACGUUUGACUAUAUGGCAAGAACGCUUCAAACACGAGAAGACGAGGUUGUCAAGACAGUGUACACAGUUGACGUGAAUGAAAACACACACAAGACACAAAAGAAGAAAACAUCGAAAUGCUGUGCAUAGCCAGACAAAGUAAAAAUAGAAUGACAUUGAUUUAUCGAGUCCAAAGCUCUGUAUAAAAUACAUGGCAUACUAUUUUUGUAACAAUCGCUUUU
This is a messenger RNA of Saccoglossus kowalevskii, 875 nucleotides long. Its product is annotated as EF-hand calcium-binding domain-containing protein 4B-like. The record is from RefSeq and is a predicted model, not a curated record. NCBI's taxonomy places the organism in Eukaryota, Metazoa, Hemichordata, Enteropneusta, Harrimaniidae. Gene Ontology annotation, molecular function: GTP binding; GTPase activity.